Molecule: messenger RNA, 1239 nt
Organism: Nematocida ausubeli
Lineage: Eukaryota; Fungi; Microsporidia
Exons: 1
Coding region: 1-1239 (412 amino acids)
Source: RefSeq, a predicted model, not a curated record
AUGCUUGCAAAGAAAGACCACUCGAAAGCUCAGAAGAAAAGCACGUCCAUUGCAGGGCGUAUGAAAAGAUUUUUCCUUGGCGCAUUCAAAAGCAAAGCAAAGGUUUCUAAUGCCGCAGAGAGCCCUUUGCCCUGUGAAGAGACACUUCGCAAGGGAGGGCUGGUUGAGACAUCUUCUCUCUGCACAGGCACGCUCGCCAUGCAGGCCACGCAAGAGACAGACAUAGCCCAAAGCACAAAAAAGAAGCAGAAGAUCACAAAGAGUUCUCUAGAAAGUGCGGUAGACAGGCCUGUAUACCCAGGAACAUAUGGUCUGGAUGAGAGGUCUGCGCCUGCAGAGCAGCCUGCACACAUAGAGAGCUCAUCUGCACAGAGCACAGCUUUAGAGCGCGAGCUGCCUCUAGAGCCUUCUGCUGAUGCAAACUCUCCUGCUAAUGCUUCUAAUGCUGCAAACUCUCUACUAGUGGAAGAGCCGGACACACAGGCAGAGAAGGAGCACGCAGAGCUGCACGCGCUUGUGUUCUUUAUGCGAGAGAUCGAGAAGAUUGCACAGGACACAGAGGCAAUGGGCGAUGUUGCGUAUCUUCCUGUAAUCCUCUUCUUCACUCUCUCCCAAAAGGGUUUCUCCCUCACAGACGACCUUCUACUCUCCAGCGAGAAGUUCCACAGCAUAAGCCAGGGCCAUCCAGAGCACCGCGCUCUAAUGGACGAAACAGCUGCAAACUGCCUUGUGUCUGAGGCCCUGGCACCUCUUGAGACCAUGGCAGAGCGCCUGGCUCUCUGCAGGCCUGCUCUUCUGGCAUACGUCUCGCUGUGCAACAGUGUGCAUGCAAGCGUGUUUGUAGAGAACAAAAAGCACACAAUGUCAGAAACUGCAAUAGGCUUUGUUUGCGAGGUACUAAAGUACAUUAAGUACGUCAUCGCUGCAGAGCUGCUCCGGAUAGACCUCUCUUCUGAGGACACGCCUUCUAAGAGCCUAGCCCCAUACGCACACAGUGAAGCGUACUGCGACAGCGCCUUGGAGGACUCCAGCGAGCAGUCGGAGGAGGUCUGCCCAGAAAGACAGGCAGCGCCCAAAGAAGAGCCGCUCUCUCUUCCAGGACAGGACGAGUCCUCUUUUGAGUCGCGCAGCCUUUCUUCUGGAGACGAGCUGGCAGACAACGUGCUCUUCAAAAGACAGAAAGAGAAGUACCAGAGCCAGGCCACUCAAGUGGAGCAAGCAGGCGUGCACAGCAAGUAG